This is a messenger RNA of Plasmopara halstedii, 168 nucleotides long. RefSeq lists its product as uncharacterized. The record is from RefSeq and is a predicted model, not a curated record. Lineage: Eukaryota; Oomycota; Peronosporomycetes; Peronosporales; Peronosporaceae. The transcript is spliced from 2 exons. The coding region runs from base 1 to 168 and encodes 55 amino acids.
AUGUGCGAUUCGUUUUUCUUGCAUCCAAUCAGCGAUAAAUCCACCCUUACGGUUGCGGUCGCGCAGCCGUCGUUACACCCAGUGUUCGUGUCCAAACAGUUUUACAAGGCUUUCUACACAGGCUCCCGACGAUUAGCGGAAAGAGAUCUUGGUGCGACGUCGAUCUGA